AAACCCGACCCGGACCCACUCGUGACCCUAAACCCCCUCCUUCUUCCCCCAUUCAUUCAUCUCAGUCUCACACUCUCACUAACCGUGAAUCCUAGCCCUCUGAAGCAUUCCCAGCCCAGUAGCCGUCCAUCGUCGCCGGGGUUCUCAGGUCAUCAGCGCCACCGCCGUCGCCUGGUCUCUUCCCCCAUUCAUUUAUGUCAGUCUCACUCCACUCGUGAACGGUGAACCCUAGCCCUCUGAAGCAUUCCCAGCCCAGUAGCCCUCCAUCGUCGUCGCGGUCCUCAUGUCGUCAGCGCCACCGCCGUCGCCUGCUCCUCAGCACCGCCGCUUCUUCCUCUUCGUCUUCGCUGGCCUCUCGAACCCAGGCAGAAUUGCUGAUAGGGUCUUGUUUUGGUUAUUUAACUCUUUUUGAAAGGCACGCGUAGUCACGUGGCCCACGGAAAAAGAAAUAGGAAAUGGAAAUAGUCAAGUAGAUACUCUACUAUUAGUGCAGUCGGGAAGUUCCAAGUUUGUGAAGCUAAUCCUUAUCGCCGUCGUGGCCGCCGCUAACCUCUCUUUAAGUUGUUAUGGAGCAGCCACAUGAUUAUUACGAGAGGAAGAGGAAGCCUUUAAGAGUCAGCAUAAACGCCCCGAAACGGCUGCUGUCUUCGAUGGUAACGCAAUCGCAGCCGCUGCCGUUCCUUCCGGAUGAAUUUAUCAGAGAAAUCUUGCUGAGGCUUCCGCCAAGAUCACUGCUUCGCUUACGGAGAGUGUGCAGUUCAUGGAAAUCCCUAAUUUCCAGCUCCCAAUUCGCCAAAGACCAUCUUCAACAUUCAACCGCCGCGGAUCCAAGUUUGAGUGAGCCACGAGUUGCUUAUCAUCAUUAUUGCCACCACAGAUUCGGAGAUUUCUCCUUACGCUCCUUGGUCGAGAACCCUUCCAAACCUACGGAAGUCGUUCUCUUCGUGGAGAGACGUUACUACACAGCUAUUGGCUCUUGCAAUGGAUUGCUGUGCUUGCUGUAUGAUGUUGUUGGCAUCAACCCCUGUGUCAGGUUGUGGAAUCCCUGUACUGGAUUAUUGACAACCCAAUCAGUGGAACGUGGAGAAUUCUUAUCAGUUCGCGGCUUCGGCUACGAUCAUGUGAAUGACAAGUACAAGUUUGUUGUGAUUGUAAAUCACAUGGGGGAUCAUACAACCAGAAUUUAUACAUUUUGCCGCAACCCAUCCAAUAGAGCCAUUCAAGGGAUCCCAUUUAGCAGCAUAAAGGGUGAUCAUAAGGGGGUAUUUGUGCCUGGCACCGCUACUCUUAAUUGGGUUUGUCAGCAUGACACUCUGGAGUACUUGGUUCUUUCCCUUGACCUGGUGAAGGAGACUUUUAGUGAGUUUUCCCUGCCUCUCAGUGAUCCGGAUGAGAAAACCUUCAUCUCCCCACAGUUAUGUGUGCUGAGGAACUGCCUUGCAUAUUGUUUUAAUCAUGAGAAAACUCAUUGGUUUGUGUGGGUCAUGAAGGAGUAUGGAGUGCCUAAAUCUUGGACUAAAUUGGCCAUCAUCCCCUGCCUUCCGUGUCUACCCGAUUAUCCUUUACUUCCACUUCUAUCCGAUUAUCAUUUACGUCCAUUGUAUAUCUGGGGAAACAAUAUUCUUGUGGCGGUUGCAUCAACUUCAAAGAUAGUUCUGUAUAAUUUGGAUAGUGGUAGCUUUGAAUUUCCUGAACCUACUCCUUCAAUAGGAUUGUACGUCUUUAUUUAUCACGAAAGCUUAGUUUCACCUGACCUUCCAAGUAGCUCAUCCCAAAUUCAGUUAAUCAAACGCUAACGGACAAGCUGUCUUCUGAAUAAUGGGUAAAAUCAAGGGGAGAGAAUGUAAUAUGUAAUUUAAUGCGUACCAUUUCCUUUUAAUUUUGCUGUUUUUGGAUCUAAAACUGGAUGCUUUACCCGUUGAACCAGAUGAAAUAUGCCGAUAAUUGGUGCAUGAAUGAUUCAUACCAUAGUAUUGGCAUCUUCAAAUUAUGGAUUCAUGUUCAUAAAUGAUUCUUUUCUGACCAAACAAAAUAAAAAUUAAUACAUUUUUAUUUUUUAUUUCUUCUGAUAAAUAAAUGAUUACCAGCUUUCAGUGAUCAACAUACUAGGCAGUGGGAAAAAUGAUAUAUUGAUACAUUUGUUUUCUCUCUUGUAGUCAAAGAAAUAAUAUGAACUUCUGAGGUACCAACUUGGUGAUAUAAGUUAUCUGUUAUUGAUGAGUAUUAAAGAAUUGGAACUUAAAACAAAUGGAAGAAUUGAUACGAGAUUUUAACAAACAAAACGAUAAGCCAUGUCAUAAAGAAAAAGAGCUUUUAUAUUCUUAAUUAUCUAGAUAUCCCUUGUAGUUCUAGACCCUAUUUUAUGACCAACAGUCGCAUUUGUCAUGUUUUUUGCCAACUCUCAUAUUUUUUUUAUAUUAGCCCUCUAACACUGCUCGGGAAUAAUUAUUUACAAACUUUCAUCGGCUAACAAACUUAACCAACUCGUCUUGUCAAAGAAUAAUAUGAACUUCUAAGAAAUUAACCCGAUGACAUAAGUUAUUUCUUAAAGUGAUAUAUUUUUAUGAAUAUAUCACAUAGUUUGUUUUCCCCGCCUAAUCAUAAGAGAUAUGUAUUGUCAAUACAAAAUCCUGCAGUUGUGUGUGCUGAGGAAAUACCUUGCAAUUUACAGUGAACAUAGAACUCAUUGCUCUG
Molecule: messenger RNA, 2694 nt
Organism: Arachis ipaensis
Lineage: Eukaryota; Viridiplantae; Streptophyta; Magnoliopsida; Fabales; Fabaceae
Source: RefSeq, a predicted model, not a curated record